CCAAAGCCCUAAACCCCUCGGGAAAAGAGAGCAUCCAUUCCUUCUCCAAUGGCGUCGCGCCGCCUCAGCAACGGCCGCUCCCCUCUCAUCCGGAAGCAGAGCCAGAUCACCGCCUUCUUCGGCUCCCCAUCCCCGUCCCCACCCCCAUCCGCCGCCGCCACCACCCCGAAGCCCGCCGCAGAGCCCUCCCCGUCGCCGCUCAACCCUAAGGCCAAGAAACCCCCCCUCGUGGUGCCCUCCCCUCCCCCUCCCAAGCCCACUCCUCCUCCGCCGCCGCCGAAGGCCAAGAAACCGGAUGCCCCGGCGGCGCCCGCGGCGGAGGCGGUGGGGCGGCGGCUGCGGGUGUACUGGCCGCUCGACGAGGCGUGGUACGAGGGGAGGGUGGAAGCCUACGACGGGGCCGCCCGCCGGCACCGCGUGGCGUAUGACGACGGGGAGGAGGAGGAGGUCGACCUCGGCAACGAGAAGUUCCAGUGGGCCCCUCCCCCUCCGUCGCCCCCGGCGCCGCCGGCCAGGAAGCUGCGGCGGCUCCGGCGUAUGUCCGACACGGCGGAGGCCAAGGCGCCGGCCGCGCCGGAGGACGAGGACACCGAGGACGAGGACUGGAGGAAGGACGCCGCCCCGGAGGAUGAGUCCGAGGAGGUGGACUUGGACGAGGAGGAAGAGGUUCUGACCGUCAGCUCGAGCAAGGGGAAGAAAAGGAGGACCUCCCUGUCCGUUUCAGGUGCAGCAUCAACACUGCGGUCAACGCCUGGUCUGGGUUCUGCAUCCGCGUCGUCUGGGUCGACGCUGUCGACCAAGAGGAAAAACGUGGAUGUCGCUACAUUGGGCUGCGCUAAAAAGUUCAGCUUUCAGCUUGAUAACACGCCUCCGAAAGCUGAAUUGAAAGUAGUGCCAACAAGCUGCGGUAGAGGGGAGAACAAAUUAGAGAAUGCUCACCUUGCUCUUACUGGUGACCUGGCUGAGCGCUUUGGGCAGCGGCAGGGGGACAAGUUCAAAUUCCUUGCGGAAGGGCGCAAAGAUGCAAAAGGGAGAUCUCCUGGAAACCCAGCCUAUGAUCCACGAACUCUCUCCUUACCUCCGCAAUUCCUCAAAAACUUGACAGGUGGACAGAGGCAAUGGUGGGAAUUCAAAUCACAGCACAUGGACAAGGUUCUGUUCUUUAAGAUGGGAAAGUUCUAUGAAUUGUAUGAGAUGGAUGCUCAUGUUGGGGCAAAGGACCUUGAUCUUCAAUACAUGAAGGGUGACCAACCCCACUGUGGCUUCCCAGAGAAGAAUUUAGCAGUGAAUUUGGAGAAACUGGCGCAGAAGGGUUACCGCGUUCUGGUUGUAGAGCAGACUGAAACUCCUGACCAGCUUGAUCUUCGCCGUAAAGAGACGGGUACAAAAGACAAGGUUGUGAGGCGUGAAAUAUGUGCAUUGGUCACAAAAGGAACACUGACAGAAGGAGAGUCCCUUCUGUCAAAUCCAGAUCCGUCAUACAUCUUGUCUGUGACUGAAGAUUCCCAAUAUAGCGCAAAGAAGAGUCAAGAUGGUCACACAAUUGGUGUUUGUAUAAUUGAUGUUUCUACAAGCAAAUUCAUUGUCGGCCAGUUCCAAGAUGACGCUGAGCGUCAUGUGUUAUGUUCAGUUUUAUCUGAAAUGAGACCUGUGGAAAUCGUAAAGCCAGCUAAGAUGUUGAGUCCAGAAACUGAGAGGGCACUGAAAAAUAAUACAAGAAACCCUUUGAUAAAUGAUUUGCUUCCAUCUAAAGAAUUUUGGGAUGCAGAGAAAACUAUUCAUGAGGUAGAGCAGUACUACAGCUCAUUGGAUAAUCUUGCUGUAUCGCAAAACACUGAUGGUGCACAAAGCAAUAUGGGCUGUCUGCCUGAACUAUUAAGUGAGCUAAUUGGAGCUGGUGAUCAAGCAUAUGCGCUUUCUGCUCUGGGAGGUUCUUUGUUUUAUUUGAAGCAAGUCUUUCUGUAUAACAAAAUGCUUCCAUGUGCUGAGUUUGAGCCCCUUACCUGUUCUGGGAUCAUCAAGAACACCCGGAAGCAUAUGAUACUCGAUGCAGCAGCACUUGAAAAUUUGGAUAUCUUAGAGAAUGCAACUGGUGGUCUCUCAGGGACCUUGUAUGAACAAUUGAAUCAUUGUGUUACUGGAUUUGGAAAAAGGUUGCUCAAGCGGUGGAUUGUAAGGCCUUUGUACAAUUGCAAAGCAAUACUACAGCGUCAAGGUGCCAUCGCUAUUUUCAAGGGAGUUGGGCAUGAUUGUGCUAUGCAGUUGCGUAAGGAUUUAUCUAGGCUCCCAGACAUGGAGCGCCUGCUUGCACGCCUUUUCUCCAGCUGUGGUGAAAAUGGGAGUUCUAAGUCAGUUGUUAAGUAUGAAGACACAUCAAAGAGACUGCUCCAGGAGUUCACUGCUGCUCUUCGUGGUUGCCAGCAGAUGUUCCAAGCAUGUUCUUCUCUUAGGGUGUUGACAGGCGCAGAGGGGUCUUGUCUGCUAAAUGAUUUGCUUUCACCAGGCAAAGGGUUACCAGAUGUAUCGUCAAUUUUAGAUUACUUCAGGGCAGCAUUUGAUUGGUCAGAAGCUGACCGUAAUGGCCGAAUCAUACCUCUUGAAGGUUGUGAUCCUGAAUAUGACGCCACUUGCUCUGCCAUAGAGGAGAUUGAAUCCAGUCUACAGGAGUACCUGAAGGAGCAAAGAGAGCUGCUCGGAGAUUCGUCGGUUGAUUAUGUUAAUGUUGGAAAGGAUACUUACCUUAUUGAAGUGUCUGAGAGCCUGAAAGGUUCUGUUCCUAGUAACUAUGAGAUGCAGUCUACAAAAAAGGGGUUCUACCGGUACUGGACACCAGAAGUAAAACAACUACUAUCAGAACUUUCCAAGGCUGUGGCAGACAAAGAAGCAAUAUUGAAAGGCAUUCUUCAGAAGCUAAUCCAUCUCUUUAUUGAGCAUCACAGCAAGUGGAGGCAGUUGGUUUCUGUAGUUGCUGAGAUAGAUGUUCUUAUUAGUCUUUCUAUUGCGGGUGAUUAUUUUGAGGGGCCAACUUGCUGUCCAAUCAUCAGGGAAUCUUCUGGUCCAGAAGAUACUCCUAUUUUCCAUGCAAGAAAUCUUGGGCAUCCCAUUAUUCGAAGUGAUUCAUUAAGCAAGGGUUCUUUCGUACCAAAUAAUAUUAAGAUGGGUGGGCCAGGGAAUGCCAGCUUUAUUGUUCUUACUGGUCCAAAUAUGGGCGGUAAAUCAACUCUCUUGCGUCAAGUUUGUUUCACCAUAAUAUUGGCACAGAUUGGAGCAAAUGUACCAGCAGAAAACUUGGAGCUUUCUCUUGUUGACCGCAUCUUUGUUCGCAUGGGAGCAAGGGAUCAUAUUAUGGCUGGGCAAAGUACAUUCUUGGUGGAGCUCAUGGAGACAGCUUCUGUGCUUUCAUCAGCUACAAAGAAUUCUCUCGUGGCUUUAGAUGAGCUUGGGCGGGGCACAUCAACUUCUGAUGGACAAGCUAUUGCGGCAUCUGUUCUGGAUUAUCUAGUUCGUCAUGUGCAGUGUCUAGGCUUGUUUUCUACUCACUACCAUAGGUUAGCAGUGGAACACGAGGAUAACAAGGUAUCACUUUGCCAUAUGGCUUGCGAAGUGGGCAUUGGAGAAGGUGGUUUGGAAGAAGUGACUUUUCUUUAUAGAUUAACAGCUGGUUCAUGUCCCAAAAGCUAUGGUGUAAAUGUUGCUCGAUUAGCAGGAAUACCUGCAUCAGUGCUUCAGAGGGCUAAUGAGAAGUCAAUUGACUUUGAGGCCAAUUAUGGGAAGCGACGCUGUGCGACUAAAGAUAAGAUGGUCUGUGCACAGAAGGAGGAUAACUUUGCUACUAUCAGGGAUUUGUUCCAUGUUGUGAAGGCAGGGAAUCAUCAAGGAGAUCAGGCAGCAAGUUUAAGCAUGAUUUGUCAAGUACAGACGCGUGCCAGGGCGCAAGCUACUGAAGGGUAACCAAAUACAGGACCCAUUUAAUCAGUGGAGAUUGCCCCUAUUUUUUGCAAAGUUGAUGGCCUUUUUGGAUUGGCAUCAUUUUGAGAAUGCUGUGUUGGCGUGGGGUACUUACUACUUAGUUUAGUAAUGACCAAUGGAACGAUUAUAGAGGGAGGGAAAUGUUGCUCCAAUUGUAAGGUUGAGCUCUGCGGUUUCUUCCCCAGUUUGUAGCUAUAGGGUAGAUGGUCGAGUAGUGAAUAUCGUCGAGUUGUGUAUAUCAUUAACUAUUCUGUCAGCUAAUUUAACUUUUUGUCCACUUCAGCAUUCCCUCUCUACUCAAAUUGCAUAGGCUGCUAC
Molecule: messenger RNA, 4287 nt
Organism: Lolium rigidum
Lineage: Eukaryota; Viridiplantae; Streptophyta; Magnoliopsida; Poales; Poaceae
Product: DNA mismatch repair protein MSH6
Exons: 21
Coding region: 49-3951 (1300 amino acids)
Biological process (GO): mismatch repair
Cellular component (GO): nucleus
Molecular function (GO): ATP binding; mismatched DNA binding; ATP-dependent DNA damage sensor activity
Source: RefSeq, a predicted model, not a curated record